This is a messenger RNA of Euleptes europaea (tarantolino), 993 nucleotides long. RefSeq names its product solute carrier family 25 member 33 (gene SLC25A33). The record is from RefSeq and is a predicted model, not a curated record. Gene Ontology annotation, biological process: pyrimidine nucleotide import into mitochondrion. Bases 1 to 966 code for a protein of 321 amino acids. NCBI's taxonomy places the organism in Eukaryota, Metazoa, Chordata, Lepidosauria, Squamata, Sphaerodactylidae. The transcript has 7 exons. Gene Ontology annotation, molecular function: pyrimidine nucleotide transmembrane transporter activity. Gene Ontology annotation, cellular component: mitochondrion.
AUGGCCGGGCCCGCGCAGGAGAAGAACACGCUGCUGCACCUCUUCGCUGGGGGGUGCGGGGGCACAGUUGGCGCUAUUUGCACAUGCCCCUUGGAGGUCAUCAAGACGAGGCUGCAGUCUUCCAAGUUGGCGUUCCGGGCUGUCUACUACCCCCAAGUCCAGCUGGGGACCAUCAGUGGUGCCGGAGUGGUCAGGCCGACGUCGGUGUCGCCCGGACUUGUCCAGGUUCUCAAGUCCAUUUUGGAAAAAGAAGGGCCCAGGUCACUUUUCCGGGGGCUGGGACCAAAUUUGGUUGGAGUUGCGCCAUCGAGGGCAGUCUACUUUGCAUGUUACUCCAAAGCCAAGGAGUUGUUCAACAGUGUGUUCGUGCCGAACAGCAACGUUGUUCACGUCUGCGCAGCUGGUUCUGCAGCCUUUAUCACUAAUUCACUGAUGAACCCCAUCUGGAUGGUGAAAACCAGAAUGCAACUCGAGAGAAGAGUCAGAGGUUCCAAGCAGAGGAGCGCGUUGCAGUGCGCGAGGUACGUGUAUCGGAUGGAAGGGAUCCGGGGCUUCUACCGGGGGCUCACCGCCUCCUACGCCGGCAUCUCGGAGACCAUCAUCUGCUUUGCUAUUUACGAGCACCUGAAGAAGCACGUGAACAACGUCCGGCUGUCCCCUUCUCCCGCCGGCGGCUCAGAGCGGAACUCCACCAACUUCUUCGGGCUGAUGGCAGCCGCUGCCGUCUCCAAGGGUUGUGCGUCCUGCAUUGCUUACCCACAUGAGGUUAUACGGACGAGACUCCGCGAGGAAGGCACCAAAUAUAAGACGUUUGUUCAGACGGCACAGCUGGUCGCCCGGGAGGAGGGGUAUCUAGCCUUCUAUAGAGGACUCUUUGCUCAGCUCAUGCGGCAGAUCCCAAACACGGCCAUUGUCUUGUCUACCUACGAGUUGAUAGUGUACCUUUUAGAAGACCGCCUUAAAUAGCAGACGGGCGUGCAACGCAUUGCUAAA